Molecule: messenger RNA, 821 nt
Organism: Rhagoletis zephyria (snowberry fruit fly)
Lineage: Eukaryota; Metazoa; Arthropoda; Insecta; Diptera; Tephritidae
Molecular function (GO): zinc ion binding; nucleic acid binding
Source: RefSeq, a predicted model, not a curated record
CGAUUUCGAGGAAAUAAUGCGUACGGUUAAUGCGGACGAUCAGCUUAAAUUGUUAAGCUUACGUCGCUCAUUACAUGGAAUAGCACGAGUGUUCUUAACGACGACAUCUGCACUCAACUAUCAUGAUUUGAGGAAGGCAGUUAUAGAUGAGUUCGACAGUGCAGUUACUCGCCACGACGUCUACAGAAUGUUGAGCGAAAGGAAGUGGAAGCCCCAAGAUGAAUCACUGCACUGUUACAUAUUGACUAUGCAGGCUCUGGCGAAACGUGGAUGUGUCCAGGAAACUGACGUCAUCGGAUUGAUCUUUGAUGGGAUCGGGAAUAAAAUAAACAAUAUAAAUUUACUUAUGCCAGCACAAUCACUGGACGAGCUGAAGAGGCUAGUGAAUCGCUACUAUUCCAAAUACCUCAAGCCAAAUUUUCAUACUGUUCGACGUAUGAUGCCUGCCGCUGCCGCAAAGCAACCAGCCGUUCCCGUCAAGCCGUCAGCCGCUGAUAAGCUUACUGCCGAGUCUGGAGAAAACAGCCAGCCACUAUGCUUCAACUGCUAUAAGAGGGGUCACAUAAAGCCAAUCUGCCCGUAUCCGAUGCGUCCGAAUGGGUCCUGCUUCCGGUGCUGGAAGAUGGGUCACGACCAUCAUUCAUGCACCAAUCCACGGAAAAUUUUGAAGCCCAUUGCCGACCAACCAGUUGCUGCCGUUUACGAAGACGACCUCGCCGAGCUGGAAUCGUUCAAUUUUUCCAACUAGCUUUAUGAAGCAAUCGUGUGUGCCGAAUAAUUGCCAAAUUUUAAGAGGACCACAACAAAAUUACCGCAGCAUU